This is a messenger RNA of Salvia splendens (bonfire salvia), 2580 nucleotides long. RefSeq lists its product as uncharacterized. Lineage: Eukaryota; Viridiplantae; Streptophyta; Magnoliopsida; Lamiales; Lamiaceae. The transcript has 2 exons. The record is from RefSeq and is a predicted model, not a curated record. The coding region runs from base 562 to 2409 and encodes 615 amino acids.
UCAUUGAUUCUUCUUGCUGUAUUAUGACGAUUUGAUAAUUCCAAGGUUUUGAGUCAAUUUUCUCCUAUGUCGACAUCGUUUUAGCUGGGUCCCCCACACCCCUCCCUCACUGAAACUCCUUAGUGGGCCCUAAGACUCUGACGCACACACAGACACAGACACAGUCGUCGGGUCGGGUUGAUGCCCAUCCCUUUCCUCCCCACUCCUUUCACGACCAGACAACUCUCCCCUCUCUCCUAAAGAUCUGGUUUUUAUUUACAAGAUCUGGUUUUUAUUUACUUGCUCCCUCUCUCUGUCUCUCUCCAUAUUCCCAUCGCUUCAAAUCUGUCUCUUUCUUCUCGGUGAUAGCUUCUUUACUCUUGGUUGAUAGGAAUUUCAUAGUAGUAUUUGUUAAUACUGUAUUCCGCCUCUGACCUUUAUCUGGGCCUUAUUUUUUUAACAUCACUUGCCUUCACUUCACCUCUCUCAGUGAAAAGCUGAGACCUUGCAAACUCUCUCUCUCUCUCUCUAGCUCAGGAAUGGAUCUUUUUGCUUGAAUUUUUAGUUGCUGCAUAGAGACAUAUGGCUGACCUAAAUGAGGAGACGAUGCGUGCAAAUGCGUCUCCGGAAGCAUUGAAGAGGCUGUUUUCACUGUCAAGACUGUCGAGCGAACAAGGGUUUGAAUCAGCGGGUAGUGAGAGUAGACACGGGUCGACUCUGGCCUUCGAGGGUAGCUCGAAAUACCAUGAGGCUGAUCUGCAAUCAUCGUCCGUUGAAGUUGGUUCUACGCGGAUGAAUAGUGAGAUUAGCAUGGAGACGCAUUUAACUCCCAGGAAUUGGAGUCUUGAAAGGGGUAUGGCGAAGAAGAAACAGAGCUAUCGUGUGGCUGGUGGUGAGGAUGGGUUGAGCACGAAUACGGUGGUGCAAGAAUCCCAACACGGGACUGAAUCUUCGUGUUCGAACUCUUUACCUGUCGUGGUUCCUGUUUCCUUCUCCUACCAAAGCUAUCAGGAGACCUCGAAAGAUGCUUACUUGUUUAGGAAUUGUGGGAGCUCGAUGGAAAGUUCGAACUUUGAUCACAGCCCGGAAGAGCAGGUAACUGCCAGUUCUGAAUCGGGCGUAUCUGCUCAAAUGGCGAGUAAGGCUAGAAGAAACGCGAAUGCUAGGAAUAGUAGUGUGAAGAUUUUGUGGUUGGGAGGGAAUCAUUCUUCAUCGAUGAUCAAGCGAGAGAGCAGGGAUCUCGAGGCAGCAAGUCCGGAAGAAGGACAACUUCUGAAACAGAGUGACGACGUGAGAUGCGUCUCUGGAGAAAGAACGAUGAGGCAUGAAAUGUCUAGGGAAGGCAAAUCACUAGAGACGGGAUCUGAGGUAAUGGACAAAUACAAGGAGGAGCUUUGGGUGGACGAAUCUGCAGAUUCAUCGAUGGUGAAACGCUGUAAGAAAUCCGUGAAAGACGAGGAUAAGGCUAUUACUGGAUUUGAUCUCAACAAAGACUUAAACUCGAAUGCGCAGGACAACUGUGUUCAGCCGGCUUUGCCUUGUGUCUCGUCUCACGGUGUGGUACGCGUCGUAGCAAAAGCCGGAAUACCAAGUAGCAGACUGCCUAUGAUUCCUUUGGAAUUCGAAGGCGGCCUAGGCUGGAAGGGUACUUCCAAAACAAGCGCUUUUCGUUCCACAAAGAAUUCAGAUGGAAGAAGAUGCUCCACGAAUCACGGGACAAAAGACCUUGAGGGCUUCAAAGGCAUCGACCUCAACAUUGCUGUUGAAGAAGAUAUUCCUGCCUAUGGGACUCCAACGGAGCAAGCCAAGAGCCCUUGGAUCGAUCUCAAUUGCCUCUACGAGGCUGAUGAAGAGCUUCCUCAACCUAAAUUGGACAGAUCAUCGUUGGGAGACUUGAAGUUGGACACGGAGAGGUCCAGCAACAACCACUGGCUCGGUCAAUUCCAUGGAAACAAAAAAAACGUUGAGUUGUCGUCUGAUUUCAGUUUCAACAGGAACGUUUAUUCAUCUGAUUUUAGCAGUAUACAACAUAUGGAUAACACUGACCAUACCCUAAUGGCUUCACCGCAAUAUCUCCAGCGAAUGGAGCUCGUACCACGACAUAUCCUAUCAUCUGGCCCCAUGCCCUACGACAGAUAUUUCCAUGAACAUGGCAUUUUCCCGGGAGCAUACAACGCCCCUCAUACGGGCCAGUUUGUCCAUGAGCAGAGCACUAGUAGCAAGAUGGCCGCGUUUGCCCCAAAACUCGAGGCCAAGACCGAAGAGCUCUUGUCAGCAAAUGGGAGCAAGAGUGAGGGGCCUAGGUAUUUCCCCUUUCUCUCUAAUGAGCGUAUGACGCAUCAAGAAGCUUGGUAUGCGGCCUCUUUGAAAAGGAAGGAGCCUGAGGGAGGGCUCGAUUGCUUCCACCUCGGCUACAAACAGCUAACUUAGUUCCUUCUUACACGGGGAUCCAGCUAUCAAGACUUUGUGAUAUUCCACAAAUAUUUUGCCCUUUCACACUGCUUCUCAACUUGUGUAUAUGGAAUUAUCCUUUUUACCCGAGUAUAACUGUAGAAUACUACAUUGAGAUAUCUUCAAGAUUCUUAAUUUUUGCCUACCAAA